Pseudomyrmex gracilis is the source of this 1981-nucleotide messenger RNA. It is a transcript of the gene Prps, whose product is annotated as ribose-phosphate pyrophosphokinase 1. The record is from RefSeq and is a predicted model, not a curated record. Gene Ontology annotation, biological process: ribonucleoside monophosphate biosynthetic process; 5-phosphoribose 1-diphosphate biosynthetic process; purine nucleotide biosynthetic process. The transcript has 7 exons. Gene Ontology annotation, molecular function: magnesium ion binding; ribose phosphate diphosphokinase activity. The coding region runs from base 97 to 1266 and encodes 389 amino acids. Lineage: Eukaryota; Metazoa; Arthropoda; Insecta; Hymenoptera; Formicidae. Gene Ontology annotation, cellular component: ribose phosphate diphosphokinase complex; cytoplasm.
AUUCGAAACUGUUAUGUUACUCGCGUUAAUUCGACCGCCUUAGAAGCAUGUGGAAGAAACAUUUUAUCACAGAAAAUGUCAAUGUGAGUACGGAAAAUGAGCAAUCUGAAAAAGUGUAAAGCCGCACGAGGAUCUCACUGCAAUCGAGAUCCCAGACAUCGCGUGAUGCCUGUAUCGCAGCCAGUACGAGCCAAGAGUUUGUUACGCGCAAACUUGGAAAAUUCUCGCGUGAGAAUCUUGCAAAGCAGGAUGCCGAAUAUCAAGAUCUUCAGCGGGACUUCGCAUCCGGAUCUGGCUCAGCGGAUUGUGGACCGGCUUGGCAUCGACAUCGGCAAGGUUGUCACCAAAAAAUUCAGCAACCUCGAGACAUGCGUGGAGAUAGGGGAAUCAGUUCGUGGCGAAGAUGUGUACAUUGUCCAAAGUGGAAGCGGCGAAGUGAACGACAAUCUAAUGGAGCUUCUCAUCAUGAUCAAUGCUUGCAAAAUUGCCUCGGCAUCUCGAGUGACAGCAGUUAUUCCUUGCUUUCCAUAUGCAAGACAAGAUAAGAAAGACAAGGGCGGUGAUGGGGAAGACUCAAAAAAAAUUGUGCUGAAGUCAAACGACUGGAAAUUCAGGAGUCGCGCUCCGAUUUCGGCAAAACUAGUGGCAAAUAUGCUUUCGGUAGCGGGCGCAGAUCAUAUCAUUACCAUGGACUUGCAUGCUAGUCAAAUACAAGGAUUUUUUGACAUCCCAGUAGACAAUUUGUUUGCCGAACCAGCCGUUCUCAAAUGGAUCAAAGAAAAUAUUUAUGAAUGGCGAAACAGCAUCAUUGUUUCUCCGGACGCAGGUGGCGCUAAGAGAGUCACGUCUAUUGCUGAUCGAUUAAACGUCGAGUUCGCGCUUAUACACAAAGAAAGGAAAAAAGCGAAUGAAGUUGCCAGCAUGGUAUUGGUUGGAGACGUCAAAGACAGAGUCGCGAUUCUGGUGGACGAUAUGGCUGAUACCUGCGGUACUAUUUGUCAUGCAGCAGAAAAGCUGUUGGAAGCUGGAGCCACGAAAGUUUACGCUAUACUAACACAUGGAAUAUUCAGCGGUCCCGCAAUUAGCAGGAUUAACAAUGCUUGUUUUGAAGCUGUAGUAGUGACUAAUACUAUUCCUCAAGAUGGUCACAUGAAAGAUUGUCCAAGAAUCCAGUGCAUUGAUGUCUCGAUGAUGUUUGCUGAAGCCGUGAGGCGGACUCACAACGGUGAAUCAGUAUCGUACCUGUUUUCUAACGUACCGUAUUAGACAAAAAUUUUCCGUAUAUUGGAAAAUCUGUGUAAGAAGAAUGUAUACUCUUUUUACAUUUGUUUAUUGUUAGUCAUAUAAGAAUAGUUUCAUUUAUCUGCUAGCCAGCGGGCUUAUUCUAGAACUUUUAACGUAUACGUUAUGAAUUUUUGGUGCAAAAAGUAGCGCAACGAUACGUUAACGAUAAUGAAAUUAUCGCUAUAAGUUACAGAAUAAGAAGGCUGGUACACACAUUUCUGUAUCCUAAUUCUAAAUUGAGAUUGUUAUCUAUUUUUUCAUGAACUUUAUGAGUAUGAUGACAGUAUCGAUAUAUGAAACUACAAUACAUUUUUAGAAAAUUUAGAUAUAAUAUGUACAUAUAAGGCGGUUUUUCCUUUGAAACUUAAUAGUCUAAAGAUAUUCUCAAUUUUUACAAACAAUAGUAAGAAUGCAUAAUGCUUUUGUGUGAUUGAAAUUUCGAACUUUAUUAAAAUCUUAGUGCAGUGUUGUAAUUUACAACAAGUAGCAUCGUUUAACAAAAAUAUAAGAGAAGAAUCGAUCUGUAUUGAACUUUAGAAAUCGAAAUAUUUGUAAACUAUAAGUAUCAUAAAUGCACAUAAUAUUCGCUUACUGUGUAAUUUGCUACCACGGACAUCCCGUGUUUAGACAAAUUUUAGAUCUGCAAUAUCUGUAUAAAAAGAUUUUCUAAUUAAAAUUUGAUAAUUUUCAUAAAUUA